UGAGAGCGUUUGUCUGCGUGCGGGCACGUCCUGACUUGUUGCUUGUGUGUACGUGUGUCCGUGGGUGUGCACGUCGAGGUUUUCGUCAAAGUAAUGACGGCGCACGAAAUGAAAAGUUGGUCAAUUGUGCGAUUUGUGCCCAUUAAAACAACAAUGUAGCAUGAGCGGAACGUUCUACUUUUCCCAUCUCAAAAGACAUGAUUUGUAUUUUGUGUAUUUGCGCUAGCGUGCGUACUGAUGCGUGAUACAACAAAUCUCAGAGCGAGUCGGCAUCUGGUUGUAGACAAGUGCACGUUUCCAUUGAGUCAUCAUCAGUAGUAGCGAGAUGAAACGAAAGCAGGACAGAUGGAUUUUUUUUUUAAUGGCAAGAGCAUAGCUGGAAGCUAGGUGGCUAAGCUAACUGCUACCAGCAACCUCAUGAUAGAAGUCACCUACAGUUUGUCACUUCCGCUUUGCAUUUUUUUUCUUCACUCGCUGUCUUUGGUAUAUAGGAUCGAGUUCAACUCACUCGCACUGCGUCAUCGGGUGGUUUAACAAUUCCAAGGGAGACAAAGAUCGAUGUUUCUUUCGGACUCCGAAGAAAAUUAUGCACUGCGGCACGGAGACAGACAAAACGUCUAAAAGACCGUUCAGACUGAUGGAGUGCGUCGUCAACACCCGGAAAAACACGAUGUCGGGGAUCUCCGGCGAAAAAUCAGCAUCGGGUAGCGUGUAUGGGACGAUUCGUCCAAACGCAGUAACUUUCUGCCAGCAUCGUGAUUUUCAAUCAGCUAGCCAGUCGUCAAAGUGCUUUGAAAACACCCUCAUCUAAAGCAAAUUGAUGAACGAAUGUACGCGGCUGCGUGUGCACGCAAGUGCGCGUGAAGACCGCCAAGAUGGUCGCCAUAGGGGAAAAAAAAGGCAUCCCACAAUGCAUUGCUCUGAGCUGCGCGCGAGCGACCCAUCCGAAAUACAUACGACAUAAGGGCCAUGUUCCGAUCAUUUGAUCAGGACUGGGUAAGACGAACAGUGAAUUUCAUUUGAAAAAGGCCGUUCAUCAUUUUCGGGCUUUGAAUUAAUUAGUAGCAUUCAAAAGGUGUGAAAUAUUUCAAAGUGGAACAUGGUCUUAAAGUCAUCCGUGUCACUUUUAAAUGUCAAAAUGUGGUUUGUGUCCCAAAUGGCAUGAUCAUGAUUUGCAACCUGCUUUCUGCAGACGCUAAACAAACACACAUUAGCCUCUUUUAGCGUUUCUUUGUUGGGGUUCUUUGACAAGUGCCACUAAGGCUUUGUUUAAAGCCACCGAUGAUGUUGCGAUACACCUGAGGGAACUGGGAGCUCAACUGGCAGCCAUUUUGGCAGACAGCAACAUGGACGCCUGGUCUUGUUCAAGGGUCACAACCACAGUUUGUCUUCUUUUCCAUGAUUGUAAGACAUACCGGGUCACGUGUUUUAUGAGGACGGUUCAGAUCAGCCACGCGCUUUCGAUGAAUCCCAAACUCUCCAGACAGCAAGCGGCAUCUCACGAAAAUGUCAUUUGGGCCGCAACAACUGCCGGUCUGAAGCGAGGCGUGUGCUCGCAGAUCAACCAUUUCCCGGAUGACGCAGACUACGACCAAGAUGCCGCCGAAUACCUGCUGCGUGUGGUGCGCGCGUCCAGCAUCUUCCCCAUCCUGAGCGCCGUGCUACUGCUGCUGGGCGCCGUAUGCGUGGCCUCCAGCGGCUUGGACAAAAGCAAAAGAAACGUCAUCCUGGGAGGCGGAAUUCUCUUUGUGGCCGCAGGCCUGAGCAACAUCAUCGGCGUGAUCGUUUACAUCUCGGCGGCACUCAGCGACAUCUCGCCCAAGAAGGACGAAGACAAGAAGUGGCACUACUCGUACGGUUGGUCCUUCUACUUCGGUGGCCUGUCCUUCAUCUUGGCCGAGAUGGUGGGCGUCCUCGCCGUCAACAUCUACAUCGAGAAGAGCAAAGAGCUGCGGUGCCGCUCUCGCACAGACCUCUUCAAGAGCACCACGCACGCCAUGCUACGCCUGCCCAGCUACCGCUUCCGCCGGCGCUCGCACUCCAGCUUGCGCUCCACCGAACCGUCCCACUCGCAGGAAACCUCGCCCGUCGGGGCCAAAACCUUCAGCCUGCCGCCGUCCGCGCCUCCCUUCUCCGUGGCCACCCUACCCAACCCCCACCACGACAGCGGUGACAUCUCCAUGUACACCCUGUCCAGGGACACCAAGCUGGGCAGCCUGGGCGGCGGCACGGCGCCGCUCUACGGCACCAUGGAUCGCGCCACGCUCUACCAGCUUCACAACUACUUCCCCAAGGAUGGCAGCGGCGGAGGGGCCGCGCCCGUCAGUAGCGGCACGCUCCCGUCGCGCUCCAAGUCCAACCUGGCGGCCGCCGGCCAGAACGCCGCCCCGCUGAACAGCGCCGCCUCCGCCACGGGAUCCGCCGCCUCGGCCUCUGCCGCCACUGCGCAGCCGCCCAUGUCCGGGGCUACCAUGGAGCGGGACAGGGGCCUUGCGGGGACGCUGGAUCGACUGACGGCCAAACGGGACCGUGACAGCAAUUCGGAUACGCUCAACAGGAAGACCACGCCCGUCUGAAAGCUGAAUGGCGGGGGCAGGAAGAAAGCGGCGUUACGGUCCAAACAUGAUUGGAGACAGACUGACUACGAAUCCAAGAUUCACCUGUCCUGACUUUUGGGAAACACUGCAGCCAUAAGGACUUAGACAUACAACGAAUGGACAAAAACACGCACGCACGCACACACACACACACACACACACACACACAC
Hippocampus comes (tiger tail seahorse) is the source of this 2767-nucleotide messenger RNA. RefSeq names its product voltage-dependent calcium channel gamma-4 subunit-like. The transcript has 4 exons. Gene Ontology annotation, molecular function: voltage-gated calcium channel activity; channel regulator activity. The coding region runs from base 1347 to 2576 and encodes 409 amino acids. The record is from RefSeq and is a predicted model, not a curated record. NCBI's taxonomy places the organism in Eukaryota, Metazoa, Chordata, Actinopteri, Syngnathiformes, Syngnathidae. Gene Ontology annotation, cellular component: postsynaptic density membrane; AMPA glutamate receptor complex. Gene Ontology annotation, biological process: calcium ion transport; neurotransmitter receptor internalization; positive regulation of synaptic transmission, glutamatergic.